CAGAUAUUUGUUUUCUUAUAUGAAUAAUGUAACAAUAAGAAUAUGUUUCCUGGCAAGUGCGAAUUGUAAAACAUAUAGUAUGUAUAGUUUACACUAGUUAUCUUAUGACAAUAAGAACAGAGAUCACUCCUCAGUUUACUCCUUUGUGUGAGAUUUACUUUGAUUUUUUUUUUUUUUCUAAAAUUCCACAGGUUCUGCUUUCGGCGUCUAUCGCCGUGGCCCUUGCAGCACCUCAGGGGUACUCUCUGUCCUCGCCUUCUGGACCUGGAUUUUCUCACGGCGGUAGCAGCGGAGGUACAGGUGGAUUCUCCAGCGGUGGAGGUGGUGGAUCCUCCAGCGGUGGAAGUGGUGGAUUCUCUAACGGUGGAGGUGGUGGAUUCACCAGCGGUGGAGGUGGUGGAUUCUCCAACGGUGGAGGCGGAGGAUUCUCCAGUGGUGGAGGCGGUGGAUUCUCUAGCGGCGGAGGUGGCGGUGGAUAUGGAGGAGGUGGCAACGGAGGAUGCAGGGAUGGAGAGGUUCAACAUGUAGAUGGCUCAUGCGUCAGACCUAUAAUCUCGCGAAACGUCUACGUUUACGACGCUCCCGACCAACCUCAGCAGCCAAGUGGUCCCCCACCGAGCAUCCCGCCACCGAAAGUCGAGCACAACAUUGUCUUCGUCCGUCUUCCAGAACAAGGCGAAGGACCUGAUCCCGUCAUCGUUCCUCCACCAAGGCAGGAGAACAUCAUCUACGUCCUGAACAAGAACGACGGCGGAGGAGGCCAGCGCGUGAUCGAAGUGACAGCUCCUCCUCCUUCCAAUCCUGAGGUCUAUUUCGUCAACUACGCUGAUGGUGAGAAUCCCCAACUGCCCAUCGGUGUGGAUCUUCAGACUGCCCUCCAAGCCGCUGCUGACGGCGGCGGCCAGGUUAUCGGCGGCGCUGGUGGAGCAGGAAGUGGAGGAUUGGGUGGAGGCGCUGGUGGAUUCGGAGGUGGUUCAGGAGGCGGAUUUGGCGGCGGUUCAGGUGGAUUCGGCGGCGGUUCAGGUGGCGGAUUCGGCGGCGGUUCAGGUGGAUUCGGAGGCGGUUCAGGAGGUGGAUUCGGUGGCGGAUCAGGAGGUGGAUUUGGAGGCGGAUCAGGAGGUGGAUUCAGCGGUGGCUCAGGAGGUGGUUUCAGCGGUGGCUCAGGAGGUGGUUUCAGCGGGGGCUCAGGAGGUGGUUUCAGCGGCGGCUCAGGAGGUGGUUUCAGUGGAGGCUCAGGCGGUGGAGCCCCAGAUGGAAACUACAGCCCUCCUAGUAACACUUAUUCCGGGCCUUAGGCAAAUAUCCGCCUGGAGAAGUUCACAGAUGAUACCAUUAUGGUCAACUCUUUAUAAUUUUGAUGUAUUGCUAUUUUUAUACUGUUUUAUUGUUGAUUCUUCUACAAAUAUAUAUCCUUUCAAAUAAC
Messenger RNA from Penaeus chinensis, 1423 nucleotides. RefSeq names its product ATP-dependent RNA helicase A-like. The transcript has a single exon. Bases 105 to 1295 code for a protein of 396 amino acids. The record is from RefSeq and is a predicted model, not a curated record. Lineage: Eukaryota; Metazoa; Arthropoda; Malacostraca; Decapoda; Penaeidae.